Messenger RNA from Pomacea canaliculata, 7848 nucleotides. Its product is annotated as serine/threonine-protein kinase PLK1-like. Gene Ontology annotation, cellular component: spindle pole; cytoplasm; centrosome. Gene Ontology annotation, biological process: regulation of cytokinesis; protein phosphorylation; mitotic cell cycle. NCBI's taxonomy places the organism in Eukaryota, Metazoa, Mollusca, Gastropoda, Architaenioglossa, Ampullariidae. Gene Ontology annotation, molecular function: protein binding; ATP binding; protein serine/threonine kinase activity. The record is from RefSeq and is a predicted model, not a curated record.
AUGGUGUGUGUGACGUCAUGUCCAGUCCUCAACUGUCCAGACAGAGGUAUGUCUGUCUCCACUGUCAUGUCCAGUGGUCAGCAUGGUGUGUGUGUGACUUCAGCCAAGACAGAGGUGGGUCUGUCUCCACUGCCAUGUCCAGUGGUCAGCAUGGUGUGUCCCCCGGGAGCAAAGGCAGGCACUGCCGUCCACGAGGACAAAGCUGUCGGUCGCCCAGGGAAGAUCAGUGGUGGUGGUUGGUCACGGGGCCCAGCGCCGCCCAAGCUCGUCACCAUCAUCGCCUCCAAAGCUGUAGCCGUGGUGCGACCUGCCCCUCGGUCGUCGUCAAGUCUCGCCAACCUCAUGUCAGUGGAGGUGCUCGUCCCCAAACCCUUGCCCACUGUUACCAUUGCGACAACCAGCGCUGCCCCGGCCACCAGCAGGGGGAUGAAGGAACUGAGGACCACAUCGGCCCGACAGGGAGGGUCGUCCUCCUCCAGUCGGGGUCCCGAGGCCGGCUCCAGAGCCUCCACGAACGAAGGACCAGUUCUCCACCGGGGAGUUUCCCCCAGUCGCCAGCAGCAGCAACAUUUCCAAGGACAGCUGGCCCCAGGCCAGGAUAUAAAAUUACCUGCGAGGGAGGUUGCUGGAAAGGGUGGAUUUGCACGAUGUUACGAGCUGCUCAGCCUGAAGACCUACACAGUGUACGCUGGCAAGAUCAUCAGCAAGAGCAGAAUCUGCAAACCACAUCAAAAACAAAAGAUCCUCCGUGAGGUGGACUUGCAACGAGACCUCAAGCAUAGAAACGUGGUGGAGUUCAUCAGCUACUUUGAAGACGAUGACAACGUGUACAUCAUCUUGGAGAACUGCAGCCGAAAGUCACUGGUGCAUGUGCUGAAGCACCGAAAAUGUCUAACGGAACCAGAAGUGCGUUACUACAUGCAGCAGCUGGUAGAGGGAGUGCAGUAUGUUCAUGGCCACCGCAUUAUCCACCGAGAUCUCAAGCUGGGCAAUAUGCUGCUGAACGAGAACAUGGACCUCAAACUUGCAGACUUUGGACUGGCUACGCGAGUGGACUUUGAGGGAGAAAGAAAAAUGACAGUAUGUGGGACUCCUAAUUACAUUGCCCCUGAAGUUUUGCAGAAGAAGGGGCAUAGUUUUGAAGCAGACAUUUGGGCAGUGGGCUGUAUAAUGUAUGCUUUAUUGAUUGGGCGACCACCUUUUGAAACCACCACCUUGAAAGAAACUUACCUGCGUAUCACAGAGAAUAGUUAUGUGCUUCCGUCAUCCAUGUCAGCUCCCUGCCGAAACUUGAUUCGACGAUGUCUAAACAGCGACCCAAAACUACGCCCUCUCUUGCGUGAAAUCAUGGCUGAUGAAUUCUUCACUUGUGUAUUGCCCCGCACCCUGUCUCCAUCUUGCUGUACCUCUGCGCCAAAGUUUCCAUCACACCUUAAGACAAACCGACCUAUGUCAUAUGCAUUCCCUAAUGAAUCACGGUCUGAUCCCAUGGGUCGACUGGGUAAUGCACUAAGUCAAAUGCAACUCAAUUCAUGCUCAGAGAAUCUUUUGGAAGAAAAAGAGUUGGAGGUAAUUGAGAAGCGAUCAACACGCCAAUCACCAGUGUCCGAUAGCCACACUCCAACUGUGAAGCUUGUGUCUAAGGAAGUGACCUCAGACAUCAUGUCUAUUGACAGUACGGACUCUCCCCAUCAAAGAGAACAGUCAAAGCAGGGAUCUGCAGCCGUAUUGCUCGAUGUCCUUUCAUCCUGCCUGGACCAUAUGCCAAAAGAUUGUCGCCUGCACCCAUCCCCAGUGAUUGACAGCAACAUAGUCUGGGUGACGAAGUGGGUGGAUUACUCCAACAAAUAUGGAUUUGGCUUCCAGUUGUCAAAUGAUGCUUUGGGUGUCCUUUUCAAUGAUACAUCGAGAAUCCUCAUGUCACCUGAUGGACGGUCAAUCCAGUACUGUGACUUGACAGGCAAGCUGACACCAUUUACUCUGGACAGUGUACCAGACGAGCUUGACCGCAAGACAACUUUGCUACAAUACUUUGCUCGGUAUAUGGAUGAGCACCUUAUUCAGGGCGGAGACCUAGAAUGUUCUCAGCAUUCUGACCCUGGAUGGCCUUCUUCACUUUAUCUCAAAAAAUGGUUCCGUACUACCAAAGCUAUCGUCUUGUAUCUCAGUGAUGGGACCUUGCAGGUUAACUUUUUUGAGGACCACACGAAGCUCAUCUUGAGUCACGUCAAGAGUGAUUUCAUGGUGACCUUCAUCGACCCUGCCCGGUGCGCAAAAACUUACAACUUGUGUCACAUAAUCCAUGAAGGCUGCCAGGCUGACAUUGUCGAUCGGAUGGCAUUUGCACGGUCCAUGCUGAAGAACUUGGUGGAUAUUGAGGGAGCAGAUAUAUAAAAUUUGUUUCCUUGUUUUGUUCGAAGAGGAGUUGAUUGAAAGUCAUUUGCCCUUCUAAUGUGCUUGACAUUUGAUCAAGUAGUGUGUCGAUGCAUUGCAACUUCUUUGAGUCAUCAUUGUGCUGCAAGGACUUCCCUUACCACCAUACAAAACAGCAAAAGUUUCACAGAAGUGGCCCACUGUAAUAAGUAAUUAGCAGUCAUCUACUCGAGCAAUAUUCUUCUCUACAAAAUAUCACGAAGUUGAAACAUUGAUCUGCCAUCAGCUCUCGUCACACAUUUUGUGGACAUCACAAGGCCACCAAAAAUCAUGUCAUGCUGAACCAUUUUUGGGUUUGUUGGUGAACAAUGCAUUAGGCUUAGUGGGAUAUUUGCUUGUUUUUUCCGUAUUUUUAUUUCUGUUUGCUUACUAAAGCUGGGCUACCACUCUAACUCAGUAUGUUUCUGCUUCGCUCAAGACCAGUCAAAAAUGGAUGAGACAUUCCAUGUUAUAUUCACACUGAUCAACUUUUGAUGAAUUACUUGGCCACUGAAGGCUAUUGACAUGUACACAUAGCCAAUCAUUCUCAGAGGUCAAACUGGGCAGCCAUUGUUCGAUCACCAUUUUUCGAGACAACCUGUAUUAACUCGAACUCGGAAAGUAAAAUAUCUCGUCAUAUGCACAAACAUAUCCACCAGCAAUUAAACAUCGUCUGGUUUGGGAACUGAAACAAGAAUCUGUGUUUUUUAUCAACCAUCCUAUUUCCCAGAACUGAUUAUUGAAAUGUUGUCACAAAUGUGCUAAACAGAUAAGGAGGAAACUAUAAUUUGUUGUCUUGCGGAGACAGACUGGAUCAUUUUACAGGAUGCUACAGAGUGUUUCAUAGCACAGUUAACAUAUUCAGACAAUGUGUUUGACAGUGUGACUAAUAUUCAUGUAAAGUACAGAAGUUUGUCUUAGGUAGUAGGGAAAUGACAUUUAUUUUUAAAAAGUUAGAGAUAAUUUAAUAUUCUGCCUCUGCCAUUAAAAAUCAAUGGUGCAGUAGUAAGAUUGCAAACCAAAGGGAUACAACUCAAGGGUAAUCCUUGCCCCAGGUCCACAUCAGCUUUUGAGUGGCACUCAGUGCUUCGAUUCACAAAGAUGGAAAGAACAGGAUGAGUUAGGACUAAAGAAUUUUAUUUUAUUAUUACGAUACUUUCUGAAAUUUUAAAAAAGUUGUGAGCAUCAUGAGGUGGUUGCAUUCCAAACGAAACCUUCAACAUUAUUAUUAUGGUUUUACUAUUGAUACACCAUGAGAGAUUAUGCAGGUAAGAGAAAAUUUAAUGUUUUAAAUUUAGAGUUUAACCAUGCCAGACAUUAAGUAGAAGAAUUGUUCUAAAUGAACCAUGUCUCUCUCCUCUUUCAAAGAUGAUAAUCUGGGAAUGGUAAGAAAUAUUAGUCCAACUUCAUGGGGCUUUGUUUUAUAACAAAUUAUUUUUGGGGAUGAGCACAAACAUUCAUCCAGUGCUUAUUAAAGAUCUCUGUAUAAAAAAAAGAUUUAUUGAAUGCUUAUGUGUACAUACAUUGUUGAUUGUGUUCUCCUGCUAUACCUGUCUCAUCGUCUUCCCAUUAGAGAUAAACUCUUGUUUAAAUGCUGAAAUCUUGCUUAAUCAAUAUACAAAGUGACCGGCAAGUAAGUGAAUUACAUUUAUUGCUACAAUUUUGUAAUUGUCUGAACGCUGGAUGCCAACUGGUUAUUGGGGACCAACAAAUGUACAGUCCUUUGUAAGCCCUUAUAUAAAGGUGUUCCAUUUUCAUAAGUAAAAUGAAUAUUCUGUGAGUGAAAGAGAGAGAGAGAGAAAGAAGAGGAGAGACAUUUAUCUGUACAAAAAUUGUGUGAAGUAUUUUUAUCAUCUGGCAAUUCUGAUCUCAGUAUGUAGCCCUUCAGUGUGAAUUCUCAUGUUGAUAACACUGUAUAAAGUUGGUCUCUUUGUAUUUCUUAAUCAGUGUUUUGUGAGAGGGAGAACAUGAUACAAAAGAAUUAUGUAUCAAAGUUUUUGCACUACCUUAUCAGCCCUCAAACUCGACCCUGCUUGCAAAUUCUGAUAGCAGCUCUCUUGUGCAGUUUGUGUUGCCAGGGGCUGUGCUCCAUAUCCCUGAGAUGUUAACAGCGCUUAUGGGCAAAUUCGUGCUCCACUGACGUAUCACACACCAGUUUGUGUGUGCUUUGUUUUACAAACUACACUGAAGUGCACUUAGUGUGGCCUCUGAGUAACUGUUAAAACACAAGAUUCCACCAUUUAGGUAUUUUGAAAUUAACAACUGUCUAAUAAGACCCAGUAGCAAAUCACAUGUAUGUAGAGAUGCAAGAUGUCCUGGGCAUUUCAUCAUGAAAUCAUUCUCAUUUUUUAACUUAAAAAAAAAAAGCCUUUAUGGUGUAAACUUCACGUGCCUUGAUAUGUUUCCUUUUAAGAUAUGAUGUUUAACAUGACUUGAAUGUCAUUUUCAUUCAGGAAAUCCAUAAACAUUGAAUGAUGCAUGCUGCUGGUAGCUUCUACAAUUGAAAUGUGCACAUUGCCAGUCGGAGGUGGUAUAGUGAGCCCAUAUGUAGGUUAAGUUUUCCCCGUUAUUUAAAUCGUUAUACCACCAUUAGACGCUCAACAAGCAAGCUUGACUAGAAUUAAGUUACUGACUUGAUCUCAGUUUUACCACCUGUGAGACUGAAAACACUGAAAAAUAUAACUGUAGUUUGUUCAUAGAAGAGAAAGAAGAAAUGGAGUCAGUAAAAGACAGCUCCCUAUGCAGUUUGAGCUGUGAUUAUAAAAAGAUUUGUGAACAUUUUGUUUCAUUUUAAAACUGAUGUUAAUUAAAAUUAAUCAUAGGCCUUACCAGUAGUUUUAAGAAACAUUGCUCAUUAAGUCAAGACGAAAGCCAAAUUUGCCUUACACAGGACUGUUUCUGAAAAGAAUUCUAAUCCGAAAAAUUUGCAACUGCUGUAUUGUAAUACUAGUUUUGGUGUAACUUGUAACAAUGUAAAACGUAUUGUGUAUGUGAAGUAGAUACUUCACCUGCUUAUGAGAAAAUCCCUUUAAAAGGUUAUAUCAGAAUAUUUUUAACAUGAUUUUGAGUUGAAUUCUGUUGCAAGUUUAUAUUUCAUUGGUGUGCAUUCUUUUAUGUGUCCUUUGUACAUUUCUUAUUUCAAAAAAAUGUAACAAAUUCAAUUCAAUCACUUGAACUUUUUUUCAUAUUGUGCUACUCUUUUUCCUUGCUUCGUUUGGUAAGAAUCUGAGUACAAGUUGUGCUGAUGGUUUUGCUUUUGUUAACUUGAAAGGACAAAAUGAUGACUCAUCACUUAGCAUUUUACAAAAAUUAUUUGAAUCAGUUGUCCUUAUUUUAACAUAUUAAGUUAAUGUCCUUUUACACAUUUUAAUGAUACUUCUGCUUUGAUGCACCUUUGCCUUUGAUAAGGAUAUACACAGUUUUGGAAAGCCCAGCCUUAAAAAGAAUUAAUAUCCUAUUUCUUCCAAUCGAUGGGAGAUUCAUGCUUUAUAAGAACUGAAUGUGAAAGAGCCUUGAUUUAGUGCUGAGAGAUUUUUAAAGUGCAGGAUAAGAUUUGCCUUCAUUUUGUCAGUUUGUUGUCCGGAGGAUCAAUCAUGUAAAACAUUUUGAUACUAAUGGCUGUCCAAAAGAAAAUUGAGUGUUCUGUGGGGUAGAAGUCUCCUUCAUUUUUCAUUUGAUUUUAGAAACCUGCAGUUCAAUGUACAUGCUUAUUUCAUACUUAAUUGCUGGCCAUGAUCUUUCACUUAGUUAGAUGUUUCCUUUAUGAAGAGAGCAGUUGAUACUUGUUCCAACUCUCCCAUGCACGUUCAUCAGCAUUUGAAGCAAAGAACAGGUUGGCACUGUCAGAAUAACAGCACUGUAUUGGAUCUUUAAAAUGAUAUGAGUCUGCUGAAGUAAAUGAUAAACAUGUCUGUAUCCUCAACUCACUGGACCUGGGCCACGUACUUUGUAAUUUGAUAUUACAACUGCUAUUGUGUUGAUGUGAAGUGAUCAAAGAUCACUAUCCCAGGCCCAGUGUGUUAAAUUCUGGAUGGACCAUAUGUAGAACAGAACCAAGCUGAACUCCUCCUUGCUUUAAUGCUUGUGUUGAGAUUUUAUGUGUAUAUAGAUAUUUAUGGUAUAAUUCGGGGCAUUCUGGGAGAGAAUUUUUCAAGUCCUGUUUCCUAUGCAAAGGGAAUGAAUUGUUUUGCAAACAGGGUACAUAGUGUUACGUAAGCAAGAAAAGCAUCCAUACUUUUAAUAGCAUGUAAAGUCUUUGCUUUUUGUCUAUGUAUUAUCACUACUAUGUCAGCUUGAGAAGCAGUGGUUAUCACAUGUUUUUCAUGACAAAAGAGGAAUGUAGGUAGUGAUAAUGAAACGGCAUCAUCACAUUCUAUGCAACAGAAUACGCAGUUUGUAGCAUUUGCAGUGUACGGACAGAAUAACUUUCUAAAACCUUGGGCAGUUUCUGAUGAUGAUGAUGAUGCAAACCAAGAACAAUUGUCAAGUGGUGAACCAAAUCUAAUUUGUGAAAAAACUUGAAAAACAUCACUGCAUGUUGUAGAGACUUUUAAAGUUUUGCAUUCAGUACUCCAAAGAAUAAUUUGAAGAACUGCAAUCAUCUCUUAGAAUACUUCUGUACAAGGAAGCCUAAUUUGUAAGGUUAUGUGUGGGAGACUGAAAAUGUAAUUUACAGAUAAUGUUAGUUUGUUUUUUGUUACUAUAUUCCUGGUUUGCACAGAUUGACGACAUUCCCAGUCAUGUAAAAUGCAGUACUGGUUGUAUGUUUCAAGUAUUCCAUUUUUAAUUGUCAUUUUUGAACGCAUGUAGGUGGCUGAAGCAAAAGCAUUGCUGAUUCAUGCUUUUUGUACAUAAAUGUACAUAAAAUGUCAACAAUGAAUACACAUUUUGAUAAAAAUCUUCAUUAAAUUCUUAUUUUAAAAUGAAUAUAAACUGCACCGAAAAGUUUAAGACCAACUGUUCUUUCAUUACAUUUCAAAAUUUUUGGAAAAAAAUAAAAGUAUAAAAAACAUGGAAUAUUCUUAUGUGCAAAUUCUUUAGCAUGUUUUUCAGGGACUGCUGACCUGUCUUAAUGCUUAAUCAUGUGUCAUAUUAUUUUGAGUAGGGAGGACACUUAUUCCUUAUCAAAUCAUUAUGCACCAAUAGUUGUUUCCUCAGAGCUUUUGCCAAAAUUUUGUCACCUUACAAAGCAUGUUAGCCACGUGAAAUCUAAAAACAAAGAUUAACUCUGCUUCAUUUCAUAGUUCAUAUUUCCCUCUUCCUGUUCAAGAGUUCCAUAAAAAAAUUCACUAUAUAUUAAGUCAAAAAAAAACGUUCCUCAGGCAAAGUUCAAAGAAAAUUAUGUAUAAAAAGUUGGCUCCUCACACUGAAAAUUAUGUAUAAAAAGACUGGCUCCUCCCGACUUCAUCUGGAGAAUCUUUGUUAAAAAAAAAAAAA